Molecule: messenger RNA, 654 nt
Organism: Suillus subaureus
Lineage: Eukaryota; Fungi; Basidiomycota; Agaricomycetes; Boletales; Suillaceae
Exons: 3
Coding region: 148-483 (111 amino acids)
Source: RefSeq, a predicted model, not a curated record
CAACGAAAGGAUACAGAUAUGUAACAUGGUCAGACUGCCGCCCGCAUAACCGUUACACCAAAAGGUAAGCCAGCGUGCUUACAAGAUAUCAUUUCUUGGGGAUCAAGCCCGCCCCCUAAGCAUAGCAAGCAAAAGCCAUUUGUAUCUAUGCGACAUAACCCGUGGCUGGAUGAAGAAGCGGCUCACUCUGGUGACGAAGCAAGUGAGGGAUUGUCGCACUCGGAAGGUGAUGUUGAAAGCGAUUCCGAUCGCCAAUUCAUCAAGGAUAUCGCAAACACUCAGGUCUCUCCUUCUUACGAUCAGUCACUUGCUUAUCGACGGGGUUUGCUCACACAAGCCCCGCCGGGAGGUCCCACGUUUGCUACCAGACCGGUGAGGAGGGAAGUAUAUACCCGAAGGGAGAGCGCAGAACGCUGCGCUGGUGGUCAAGUUCUCCCGUACGUGGCCAAACGAGUAUGCCAUUGGCAGCUUUGUCAUAGAUGAUGAUGAGGACAGAAGGAUAUCAUCUGGAAUAUCCCAUAUAGGUUCUGCAGUCGAGACUAGGCGGAUUAGCAUUAUUGAAUAUUGAGUGACGGUCAACGUUGUGCGUCGGGUUGUGUCGGAGCCACCCGCCGCCGUCACAAAAUCUCACAUUGAUUUGUCACACCACACUAA